Oryza sativa Japonica Group (Japanese rice) is the source of this 747-nucleotide messenger RNA. Its product is annotated as protein PELPK1. NCBI's taxonomy places the organism in Eukaryota, Viridiplantae, Streptophyta, Magnoliopsida, Poales, Poaceae. The record is from RefSeq and is a predicted model, not a curated record.
CAUCAAACAACACUGAAUUUAUUGCAGUAGUUAAUUAGAACACUGAAUAUAUUAGCUGUGCUAAGUGUAGCUAGCUCAGUGGGCAAAGCAAGCAAUAUUUCAAUGGCUUCCAGCUCGAACUUGCUCGCGAUGGCCAUUGCCGUGGCUGCCGUGCUCCUAGCGGGCAACGGCAACACCGGCCACGCAGCGCGGCACCUCGCCGACACGACCGAGGCGCCGGCUGCCGCCAUUCCUGCUGUUCCGGCCAUGCCGAAACCGACGAUCCCCACCAUCGUCCCGGCGGUCACGUUACCGCCGAUCCCGGCCGUGCCAAAGGUGACAUUGCCGCCGAUGCCCGCCAUCCCGACCGUGCCGGCGGUGACCAUGCCACCGAUGCCCGCCGUGCCGGCCGUGCCGGCGGUGACUCUGCCGCCGAUGCCCGCGGUGCCCACCGUGCCGCCGAACACUGUCGUCGUUCCCGCCGCCGUCGUGCCGGCGUUGCCAAAGGUGGCGCUGCCGCCGAUGGCCGCCGUCCCCAACGUUCCAAUGCCAUUCCUCGCGCCACCACCCAAGGCCUAAACGUAGCUCGUUUCGCCAUGUGUGCACGAUGAGUGUCAGUGUGUGUUUAAUGCUAUUUUGUUGAUUGUACGUUUUUGCAUGGCGUACAGAUAUUUUGUCAUUCUUUCAUGUAUGUACUGUAUACUAUAUAUGUGGGCUUGUACUUGAUUGAAUUUUAUGGAAUCGGUUGUCGAGGUUUCUUGACAAUAA